Messenger RNA from Thamnophis elegans (Western terrestrial garter snake), 578 nucleotides. It is a transcript of the gene CRYGS, whose product is annotated as crystallin gamma S. Lineage: Eukaryota; Metazoa; Chordata; Lepidosauria; Squamata; Natricidae. Gene Ontology annotation, molecular function: structural constituent of eye lens. Gene Ontology annotation, biological process: lens development in camera-type eye; visual perception. The record is from RefSeq and is a predicted model, not a curated record. The transcript is spliced from 3 exons. Bases 1 to 537 code for a protein of 178 amino acids.
AUGUUUAAAACUGGAAACAGGAUCACUUUCUAUGAAGGCAAGAAUUUCCAAGGAUGCCGCUAUGAGUCUGAUAGGGAUUGUUUGGAUUUCCACACUGACUUGAGCCGUUGCAAUUCCAUCCGUGUAGAAAAUGGUGUCUGGGUUGUUUAUGAGCAGCCAAAUUUUGCGGGAAACAUGUAUGUUUUAACCCAUGGAGAAUAUCCUGAAUAUCAUUGCUGGAUGGGCCUGAAUGAUAGAGUCAGCUCCUGCAAAUCCAUUCAGUUGGCUGGUGGAGACAAAUAUCAGAUCCAGCUCUUUGAGAAGGGUGACUUUAGUGGUCAAAUGCAUGAAUCUGCAGAGGAUUGCCCUUCUGUGAUGGAGAAGUUUCACCUGCCAGAAAUUCAUUCUUGCAAAGUUCUGGAUGGGGCAUGGGUUUUCUAUGAACAUCCCAACUUCCGUGGCAAGCAGUAUUUCCUGGAGAGAGGAGAAUACAGUAAACCCGUGGAGUGGGGAGCUGCAACCCCACUGGUUCAGUCCUUCCGCCAUAUUGCAGAAUAAUAAAUUGCAUGGAGUCUGAAGCUGAUAUGAUAGAGACUUGA